AAAGCUUCCGGCCGCCGGCUUGGAAAAGAGUUAUGGCUAAACAUCAUCCAGAUUUGAUUUUCUGCCGCAAGCAGGCAGGUGUGGCUAUCGGAAGACUGUGUGAAAAAUGUGAUGGCAAAUGUGUGAUCUGUGAUUCCUAUGUGCGUCCCUGCACCCUGGUUCGCAUCUGUGAUGAGUGUAACUAUGGAUCUUACCAGGGCCGCUGUGUGAUCUGUGGAGGUCCCGGAGUCUCUGAUGCCUACUAUUGUAAAGAGUGCACCAUUCAGGAGAAGGAUAGAGACGGUUGCCCAAAGAUUGUCAAUUUGGGGAGCUCUAAGACAGACUUAUUCUAUGAACGCAAAAAAUACGGCUUCAAGAAGAGGUGAUGGGUGGGUGGCUCCUUUCCUCCCCCAUCAAGCUGCUGCUGCUGCUGCCAGAAAAGACGCCUACUACCACCAGCAGAAAGGGAACGGGGGAGCUGAGUGUCACCAGAGCAGCCUGCUAGUGCUAGUGUCCUGGCCCCCUGCCACUCCUUUCCCUCCCCAUGUUCCUGAGGUGGAAUCUGGAAUCAAGUGCCCAUAGAAUGCUCUAGCAGCCUGGAGGAGAUGUCGCCCGCUUAGUCCUUAGUUUCCUUUUUGUUUUUAGUUGGAAAAGCAAGGCUCUGCUCUCCACACUGAUCUUUCUACUCAAAAGCUUCAAAACAAGUCUGUGCAGCCCUGAUGAUGAAACUGUCAUGUCAGAAGUGUGGUCUUGCAGCAGCUAUGAUGAGGUUAUCCUGUGACCCUCAGUGUGGCCAGGUGCCAUCAGAACAGUAAUGGGACCUGACACCUACCAAGUAGUGCUGGGUUCAUGUUAUUUUUCUUAUAAAUUGGAAGUUUCUUUUAUUCUAAUAAAGUUGAUGUGUGUUUCCUGGAAAAAA
Messenger RNA from Grammomys surdaster, 898 nucleotides. Its product is annotated as PHD finger-like domain-containing protein 5A. The transcript has a single exon. The record is from RefSeq and is a predicted model, not a curated record. Gene Ontology annotation, cellular component: catalytic step 2 spliceosome; U12-type spliceosomal complex; U2 snRNP. Bases 33 to 365 code for a protein of 110 amino acids. Gene Ontology annotation, biological process: mRNA splicing, via spliceosome. NCBI's taxonomy places the organism in Eukaryota, Metazoa, Chordata, Mammalia, Rodentia, Muridae.